Molecule: messenger RNA, 1938 nt
Organism: Penicillium olsonii
Lineage: Eukaryota; Fungi; Ascomycota; Eurotiomycetes; Eurotiales; Aspergillaceae
Source: the annotation of a GenBank genome assembly
AUGGCUCGCAAAAUCCUCUGUGUGGCCGAAAAACCUGCCAUUGCUCGCGCUGUGGCCACUCAUUUGUCCGGAGGUUCUUUCCAAACACAUUCCAUUCGUGGCAAUCAAUAUGUGAAAAACUACGAGUUCAAUUUCAAUUUCGGGGGCGCUUGGGGUGACUGCGCCGUCACGGUGACCAGUGUGGUGGGCCAUCUCACAGGUCUGGACUUUGAUCGCCAGUACAAGGGCUGGCAAUCAUGUCCUCCUGGAUCACUCUUCGAGGCCCCGGUACUGGAAGCUGUGGACAAGGUGAGUAAGUGUCAACAGUUGUCUCGAUCCAGUGCUGAUGCUCGUAACAAGGACAAACUCCCAAUUGCAGAGAACAUUCGGAACCAGGCAAAGUACGCGAAGGCGCUUUUCAUCUGGACUGAUUGUGAUCGGGAGGGUGAGCACAUUGGCUCUGAAGUCCGCAAUCAGGCGAAAGCUGGAAAUGGUCGGAUUGAAGUCAAGCGGGCCAAGUUCAGUAACACGGAACGCGCUCACGUUCGCCAAGCUGCUCUGGCACCAAUUGACCUUGAUGAGUAUCAGGCCAAUGCCGUGGCUGCUCGGAUCGAACUGGACCUUCGAAUAGGAGCUGCGUUCACCCGCCUGCAGACCCUGCAGUUGCAGACAGUUGUGGCCGCUUUGAAGGAAAAGGUCAUUAGCUACGGAUCAUGUCAAUUUCCAACGUUGGGAUUCGUUGUUGACCGAUACUUGAGAGUCAAGAACUUCAAACCAGAAAAUUUUUGGGGACUCAAAGUCAUCGUCAAUCGGGAAGGCAAGAAAGUCAACUUCCUUUGGAAACGGGUACAUCUUUUUGACAGAGCCGUUGUGACAAUGAUGCUGGAGCGCUGCCUUGUUGCAAAACAAGCAAAGGUCACGAAAGUUGACCAGAAGCCCAAAAGCAAAUGGCGGCCUUUGCCUUUGACCACUGUUGAUCUGCAGAUGAUGGGAAGUAGAUUCCUCCGCAUUGACAGUCAGACUAUUAUGAAGGUGGCGGAGACACUAUACACCAAGGGAUACAUCAGUUAUCCUCGAACAGAAACAGAUCAGUUCGACAAAGCAAUUGAUCUGAAAAAGUUGGUGGAGAAGCAAUACCCCGAUAGCUCGUGGGGUCAAUACGCCCGAGAACUCAUCGACGGCAAGUUCAAGACUCCUCGAUGGGGCCGCCACAAUGACAAGGCCCAUCCACCCAUCCACCCAGUAAGCUGGGUCUCUCCAAGCUCACUUAAUGCGAACGAGAAGAAGGUCUACGAAUUUGUGGUCCGUCGAUUCCUCGCCUGUUGCUCUGAUGACGCAAAGGGCCAGAGCUCGGAAGUUGAGAUUAAGUACGGCGAUGAGUUCUUCCAUGCAAACGGCCUGAUUGUUUUGGAAAGAAACUAUUUAGACGUCUACGUCUACGACAAGUGGGAAAGCAGUCAACAGCUGCCCAAUUUUGAAAGAGACGAAUCAUUUGAGCCCACAGAGGCCAACAUUUUCGAGGGCAAGACGACCGCUCCAAGCUAUCUGACUGAACCCGAGCUCAUUGGUCUGAUGGAUGCCAAUGGAAUUGGUACUGAUGCCACCAUGGCAGAGCAUAUUGCCAAGAUUAAAGAGCGAGAGUACGUUGCCGUGAAUACCCGGGGCAGUGGUCGCUCUUCAGUUUCCGAACUGAUCCCAACACGCCUUGGCAUUGCCCUUGUCGAGGGCUAUGACAAUGUUGUCGCGGGUCUUCCAAACAGUGUGUCUCUCAGCAAGCCGUUCCUCCGAAAAGAAAUGGAGCUGCGAAUGCUUGAAAUCUGCUCAGGCAACAAAACUCGGCAGGAAGUCGUGCAGCAAAGCCUUGACAUGUAUCGAGAAGUCUUUAUUCAUACGCAGAGGCGUAUCAAUAUGCUCAAGACUGCCUGUCGGAAAUACCUUGUCGAAACGCCCGAGUCGUGA